This is a messenger RNA of Amoebophrya sp. A25, 7149 nucleotides long. NCBI's taxonomy places the organism in Eukaryota, Dinophyceae, Syndiniales, Amoebophryaceae. The record is from the annotation of a GenBank genome assembly.
GCUGCAGCCCGCCUCAUAUAGCCAGCGGCACGCAGGGAGCACCGAAGACACGGCGACCAGCACCCUGUCCCGAGCUGCAAGAUAGGAGGGGAGAAAUCAAAGAUGAACAAGAUAUUUGGAGUCGUGGACAUCAUAUGAUCUGCACCGGUGAGUGGAAAACCGACACCUUCUUCAGCACCAAGACCUCCAAGAUCAUCAAGAUAUUCAGGACCCAUCAACUACUCUAUCAAGAUCAACAAGAUGAAGUUAUCUGUCCUAGAUUGGAUCGACCGGCUUGGGGUCGGUCUAGCUCAGCUCAGGGUUUGCCUAGCAGGAGGCGGAGUCUGGUCCGCAGAUGGCGCUGAACUCCUGCUCAUAUCUUCAGUUACUCAAGCUCUCGCGAAUGAAUGGUAUUGUUUAAUAAACAGUUGUGGCGAAAGAGUGAAUGGCAUCUCAAUAUCUUACCUGAUCCCUUCUAGUCGAAUACGAGGACUUAGAAUUUGAAGACAUAUUGAAAUCGGAUAAAAGUGACUAUUUUCACAUAGACGCUUUUGAAACAACUUUAUUGGUCUGAAUCUUAUAUAACUAACCUCCUCCCAUAACAGGCUUCUGGUUCCCCAUCAUUUUCUUUUAGAGGUGUGCUGCAAAUCUUGACUGGCUUUCACCUUUUGGUGAAGGUUUAGGUCCAGCGGCGCCCAAAGCACUAUAAGUAAGACAGCCGGUUAGUUUUCACCUCGACAAUAUCAGGCUUAUCCCGUGCAACGACAUACUGAAAUCGGAUGAAUACAACCAGUAGUUCUCAGCUUUAGUACUUAUUUUCAGAGGACCUCUACCUCUACGUCCACUCGAGGAUUUCCACUUGUUCUCUUGACUACACUGCUUUCUUGUCGACAGCCAACGCGGUCCUUGUCCUCACUACCUCUUCCUAGGGACCUCUCCGCGAUGGAGCGUGGCUGUGUUGUGUCGAUUGUAUUCGUGGGAGUGAUGUGGGGCAAUAUCAUUUCUGGAGACCUAGGAGAUUUCUACGGACGACGAAUGCCGGUUUUGCUUUCCUACAUUUUGUUAAGGCUUAAGGUUGUGCUUGUGGGAGGUGGCGUAAGAUGUAGGAGCUUUCUUAGUCUUUUUAGUCUUAGAGUUUGUUAGUACUACGAGGUGGAGUUUUCCCACAACAAUUAUUUUUGUUGAACAAGGACAACAAGAACGUGGUUAUUUUGCGUUCGCUUUCCACAGUCAGAGAGACCACUGCUCAUACACAUUUUCAUGUUGCAACCUUGUGUUGAAGUAGAUAAGUAGAUCGAUCCUCACCCUUAACUCUACCUCUGCUUCUGUUGUGGCUGUAUGCCUCCUUCCGUAUUCUUCUAAUCCUGAUUUUCGUUUUCUCUCUCGCUUCUGCGUUGUCGACGGAGCUGUAUAGCUUGGUCGCCCUCCAGUUUAUGGUAGGAGUCGCCUUCGGGAUUGGACAGCCUUCCGUCAGUGCACUUACAUUAUGCAUGAAGAUCGUGGUCGCUUUUCAUUUUCUCAUUCUCUGCGUUUUGGGAUAAAAAUUGUUCUUGAAAUAAACAAAAUCAGUCUACUUAAGUAGAGAGUUGUCACCUCCUCAUGAUCUCUUUCAUCCAAUCUCUAAUGUCCACUGAAGUUAUGCCUCGGAGGUGGCGCAUUUUGCCUCAAGUUGUGGGACAGAUCAUGUUUUCGCUGGGUGAAAUGUAUUCUGCGACUCUGAUUGCGAUUGAUGACGCGGACAUGCACCACCUAGAUUGGCGGUGGCUCGUAAGUAUGGGCGCCUUACCCUCAUUGGCAUUAGGGAUUUAUGCAGCUUGUGAAUUGCAGGAGUCGCCGCUAUGGCUGGUGACGACGACACAGAAGUCUUAAGGCUGUAUUUUGAAUUUGAAUUUGACUGCAUCCUCGAAACGCAUCAUGCGGGAGUAUCCCAAGGAAAUGCUCUGCCCGCUUCCGAGUAGUUCUGUACUUCUUCGUUCGCUACGCCAUCGCACCUAAAAAAAAAGUCCUGGCUGAUGCGAGGCUCCCUGAAAUCUGAAAUCACACUGAUGCAGUUGGAAGAUGAAACACGGAGGGCGCUAAUUAUCGGCCGCAGGAAUGGUGGCGCAUGUUGGUGGUGCUGGUACGACAGGAUCAGGAGUUCUACUGGAGCCGAACAGAUUUCGGCAAGCCAUCCGAAUUCUAGAGGACAUGCGGAGGUUGAACUCCAUUAAGUUCUUCUCUAGCGUCGACAGGAGCACUGCACCACUACCACAACAAGAACAUUAAGGCUACCGCUGAAGCAUCCUCAACGUCGUCCUUGGCUCCUUUUCUACUUGAAAAAGGCAUCAAGGAUGCUGCCAAGGAUGCCCAUGCGGUAGCUCUAAGAACAAGAAGAUAGGAGGAGGAAUAGCACUAUAGAGCUGAUAGAGGAGAUUGAGUUGGUGCCGCCACCUCUGUCGCCAGGAUUGCAUCAGAGUACGACAAGACCGCCAACACCAGACGCACACUUUCAGAAGCUUCAGCGUGUCUUCUCUUCUCGAUUCGCCUCGAUGACCUUCGCCCUUUGCUGGUACAAUUGGGGAUCAUACUACCUAAUGUUAUAAUUCAUACUGCAGCAGCUACAUAUAAGUACAUACAUAGAUACAUCACAACAACUCAUAAACAUGAAGUAGAAGUAGAUGGAGAACUUCUAUGUAUUUAGGUAUCUAUAUUAACAGCGUGGAGUUGGUCUCGCUCUCGUCCUGCUACUCGUACAAGAACUCAGACAUCUUUAUUAAAUUUCUUCUACACCCCAUGAUUGGGUACACUACUACUACUACUACUACUACUACUACCAAGCAUAAUUUCAUCUGUCCACAUCAUUCUACCAACAUCCCAUCUCCCAGGACAACGUUCAGCAUGAACUUUGUGUACUACGGAGGAUUAUAUGGCUUUCCGCAACUGUUAGAGGGCAUUGGAGAUACUCUGACAUUAAAACCCGCUGUUUCUCUGAUGCUGGCAGCAUCAUUUUUAAGAAGGUAGUUUACUUAUACCGUAUAGUGUAGUGGAAGUAAUAGUAUUACUUGUACCGUAUAGUAAUAUAGUGUAGUGGAAGUAAAAGCUGUUGUAGACUGUCAUCAUUUUUCUUAAGAAGGGCUACUGCCAUCUUCUAGUUCUAGAAAUUAAUACUUUUAAUAAUGAUCUGCUCUUCCUAGGAACGAACCUCCUAGAAGGGUGUCCAUGCUACAGAUACUCUUGACAUGAGCCUGUUCUAACUUCUGAGAUUCCCGGUUGUUUGUUGGCGCUGUUUCUCGGCCUAUAUUGCUUCCGGAAAGUCGCCAUCACAGCGUCGCUAUCCAUAUGUAUGCUGUUUACAGCAUGCUUUAUUGCGGGCGCUGACCUCGUCGCUCGCAGCGAAGAGAGGGAAGUAGUUACGGCGUUGGCGAAUCCUAAGUUAAGAUGACACAAGGACUAGGCUGCUCACCAUAAUCUAACCAAGAACAGUUCUACUUGCUGAAUGUUAGGUUUAUCUGUCUAAGACAACUUCCAGAAGUAAUCGGUGUGCGCACGAAAGGGGACCCCAUCGUAGCUGAGGGCAACAAGGAAAGCGCAUACGAUAUACAAGAGAACUCGAGAAGACGUCGUGCUCUACGUGCAGCAACGGCGAAAACGAUGAAAAACUCAGCUUCUUCUUCAGGUAAUACAACGACAAAGUCGGCGAGGUCGGCGCGGAGGACGUCCACGUCAAAGCGCAUCCAUGAAGGAUCAUCAACAUCAGAAGAGAGUGGUGCAUCAUGGCAUUACCAGCACGAAUACGAACAACAUGAAGAUGAAGAUCAUACCAGUGCCUCAACAAGGAAGAGAUCAACAUGGUCCUCCACCACAUCUUCGUCUAAAAAAAGUUCAAAAAAUAUUCCCGAAAAAAUUGACGCUUCAGGCACAGUAGGGACAACGACUGCUGCUGCGGCAGUCGGUGGCACGACAAUUGAACAAGAAUUGAACAAAGAAGGUGACUAUGAAAAUGACGACGAGCAGCAAAUGCAUCAAGAAAAACAGAUAGAAGAUCUUCAAGAUCAUGAAGAAGAUGGACAUCAUGCUGACGUUGUAGAAGAAAAUGCUGACGCAGAAGACAAGAAUAUAUGGGAUGAAAGCGCAGGUAAGUAUCGCACUGCCAAUGAAACUAUAAGUGCACAGCGCCAAGAACAGGUGGACAAAAAAACAUCUAAGAACCCUAAGGCCGCUAAGCAACAAAGAAGAGGUACGAACUCGUCUACUACAACUUCAACUAUUACUACUACUAGCGAAGAUGAGGAAUACGUAGCGACCGUUGUUGGGCCAGUCCUGAUGAAGACGAGGAAUGCAACAUCCUUUUUCGUGAAAUUUUUUGGAACUAGUCCUGCUCAGCAGAGUGGUGCUGGAAGUCAUUCAUUUAAGGCUUGUUCUUCUCUUGUAAAAGCGAUGAAGACUACUUUUAUGAGUAUAGGCUGCUACCCUACGUUUUGUUUUCCUUUUUUGGUCAUUUCCUAGGUAGUAAGUUAGGUUGGCUCCACCACUAUAGGUAUCCAUGGGGCGAUCUUAAGACUCCGCAAAUAUCUUGCAAUGCUUGUCUAGGCUCAACACCUUAACUACAAAAGAGCCUUCCAAACCUCCGUUAAACCUGUUGCGGAGAUUAUGUAUUUCACCAUUUAAGAAUGGUUGCGGAGGUUAUUAUGUAUUUCACCUGUUGCGGAUUGGUUAAAAUACAUGAAGAUUCUGUAUGGUGAACUCUUCUAAAACGAUGAACCUGAUCAUCCAGGAUGAUCCUGACGAAAAGUGGAGACUGAGGAAAAGAAGACGGCUAUUACCAUCGUCGUGGCCAAGCAUGACGCAAGUGUCUGCUUUUUUUAUGACAAAUACAACACGAGGACCUACUCCUGUACCUGUGAAGAAAGUGACUAUUUAAUUAUAAAUAUUCGGUGUACCUGAUUGAACCUGUACUACUAGCUCAUCUUCAUUUUCAAUUUGAUAGAGCAUACCUUCAUCAGCCGCUGUGCUGUGGUCUUCGGUAGAGGACUAUAUGAGAAGAUCUAGGACAUUUUUCGACGUGAUCCCUAAUGGGACUGUCUCUAAGAACUAAGAACUAUAUUCAAAAAAAUAUCCUAUGCUAUCCUAUGAACAUUUUUUCCUCUCAUGCUAUCCCAUCCUCUUCUAAUUUCCCCUCUCUCUUCGGUACUAGAGACAAAAGCAAAGGGUCUUGGUUCUCUUGGUUUGAGCCUUUUUUUAGUGGAAAGGAACUGAAGACUACGGGAAACGUAUGAAACGAAAAAGUGUACUCAUCGAUCCUCAAGAUGAAAGUAGGCUCUCAGGCUCUAGUACUUCCUAAAAAGCAAAAAUUUUUAUAAAUACAGAUAAAGCCUCUACUUUAUUCCAUUAAUAGAGAGGACAUGAAGCUCAUAAAGCCUCUUUCCAUUCUUAUGGUUUUGAAGCUCUCUUUCCAUACAUUUAGUUAACGCCUCUUUUCUUGAGUAUGUGACGAGAGAGUACACUUUUUCUUGUCAUAGAGAGCGUUAUUGCAAUUUGGCCUGUUCGGGAAUAAGAUCUUCGUACAAGUUAUGAAGCCAAAAUCCCUUAUCAUUCUCAAAACUGGAGUUGGAGUGCUCCUUACUCAACAUUUUUAUAUAUACCUCCACUAGACUGGGUACACUAGACUGGGUUUGGGUACACUACUAGUAGUACUACUACUACGUGACACGGCGAGUAGAAGCCCACCAGAGGGGCAGCCGCGGUCGCCCACUGAAUUAAAUUGACUGGGUACACUACUAGUACCAUUCUUCAAGAAGUUCCUUCUCUCUCAACUAGAAAUUCAGAGUGAUAAUGAUAAUCAUGAGUUUUGGUUUCAUACCUGUCGUCUUCUCGCUGAUCUACCUCUAUGCCAUGGAAUGCUUUCCGACUUCAUUUCGGACAACAUUAUGGCGAGAUCAUGAAGAUGUAAUACUAAUACGUACUAGUAGAGAUUACUUCUAGACAUUACAACUAACAGGAGGCUCAGGUGGCUUUGGAAAACACAUUAGGAUUUAUGUUAAUUUAGAAGGAUAUGAAUUGAUUCUCCACGUCCACCUGCACCUACUUACUUGUAGUUCUACUUCCGUAUGCUGAUGGUGUACGGUGAAUGCCACGGCCUACUUUAUUGCUGCCGUAAAUCUCACUCUCUUCUAAAACUAGGAGCCGCCGUUGUGUUGUCUUCGGGUCGACUUGGUGCGAUAUUGUGUCCUCUUGUGUUCGAAUCCUUGCCGCACCAAUUUUACUUCUUCUACGUGAUGACGGCUCUCCUCUUCGCGAACUGUGCCAUGUUCGUUUUUCUCUCUUUGCCGGAGACAGCUGGAAAGUUAAGGCACUCGGAUCUGUCACCUGCGGACUUACGUAUUUCAUCAUAAGCAAGAAGAGAUUUCACCAAAUUUUUACAUGGCUUUUCACAUUAGAUGCCAGGUCGUCAUAAUAUCCUAGAGUCUAAGAAGACACAUGUGUAAGUACUUCAUUCCUCUAGUACAGUUAUUUCAUGUUCUUUGUUCUAGUACAGUUCUCGUAACCUUCUACUAGGUAGAAUCUCAGUCAUGCACUAUUCUAGUACAGUUCUUGUUCUAUUCUAGUAUAGUUCUUGCAACCUUCUAGGUACGAGAAUCUCAGUCAUGUUCUAUUCUAGUACAGUUCUUGCAACCAUUUAGGUAGAAUCUCAGUCAUGUUCUAUUCUAAGUAGUUUAGUUCUUGCAACCUGGUAGAAUCUCAGUCAUGUUCUAUUCUAGUACCGUUCUUGCAGCAGUCAUCUACUUCUAACAAACGGUCUUCCCGAGACGGAGUCCGAAGUAGCAGGUUAUACGUCACGACUUUGGGACACGUUAUCUUGGAGGGAUGUACGGUGGUGGCUUUAACUACUACGCUAGUGGCUUUAACUACAGGAGACACAUUGUUCAUUCAUGAUGAUGAAGUGAAGUGCUUUACGCUUAGUCCUCUCCGUUCUUAUAUUAGUACAACAUGUACGAGGACGGGCUAUGUUGUGAGACUGACUCAUGCCAACAUGGCAUGCAGUUGUUUAGUUGCAGAAGAAGAUCUACGACUAACUACGUGAACAAAAUUAAAAUUUAUCAUGCUUACGAGGGACAAGGUUCAUCAUGUCGGGAAAAACCUCGUCCACACGACUAACUACAAGAAUUAUACUUGAAAUUUGUCGUGUAAUAU